CACAAUGGCAUGUUUCCCCACAAACGUGUGCACGUGAUGUGUCUCGUCUGGUCUCUACGUGCCCCUGCUGAUCUCGCGAGACCGACCCACCACAUAAAUCUCGCAGUGAUGGCUGCGCCGCCCGACACGGAGAGUUUGGAGUCUCGUAUCAACAGAGCCACAAACCCACUGAACAGAGACACAGACUGGAGCAGCAUCCAUGCCUUCUGUGACCAACUCAACAAUGAUCUGGAGGGACCUCAGCUGGCCACCAGACUGCUGGCUCAUAAGAUCCAGUCUCCACAGGAGUGGGAGGCCAUGCAGGCGCUGCUGGUCCUGGAGACGUGUAUGAAGAACUGUGGCAAACGGUUUCACAGUGAAGUGGGCAAAUUCCGUUUUCUCAAUGAACUCAUCAAAGUAGUUUCUCCUAAGUACCUGGGCUCAAGGUCACCAGAGCCGGUAAAAAAGAAGGUUCUGGAGUUGAUCUUCAGCUGGACCCUGGGUUUACCUGAUGAGGCCAAGAUCACAGAUGCUUAUCAGAUGCUGAAGAAACAAGGUAUUAUCAAACAAGAUCCAGAGCUGCCGCCUGACAAACUCCUGAACCUUCCUCCACCCAGACCUAAGAAUGCUAUCUUUGAGGACGAGGAGAAGUCAAAAAUGCUGUCUCGCCUGUUGAACAGCUCGCACCCCGAUGACCUAAAAGCCGCCAACAAACUCAUCAAGGAGAUGGUCCAAGAGGAUCAGAAGCGAGCUGAGAAGGUGUCGAAGCGAGUGAACGCCAUCCAGGAGGUGAAUGAGAGCGUCUCCCUGCUGACUCAGCUCCUGCAGGACUACGACCCCACCGCCGACAAUCAGAGCAACGCUGAGCUGCUGCAGGACCUGUACCAGCGCUGCGAGAAAAUGAGACCUACACUGUUCAGACUGGCGAGUGACACGGAGGACAACGACGAGGCUCUGGCUGAGAUCCUGCAGGCCAACGACAGCCUGACCCAGGUCAUCAACCAGUACAAGCAGCAGGUGAAGGGGGAGAUCGUCAACGGCAACAACACGUUAAACACACACAAGCAAACAGGAGGGACGGCUCUGCUGGAUCUGUCGGGGUUGGACACGUCGCCUCAGUCCCCACCGUCUUUCCCAGAGUUCCCCACUCCCACAGACAACGCCCCCUCGCAGGAGAUGGGGAUCAGUCUCCUGGACGAUGAGCUCAUGUCACUCGGUUUAAGUGAAGGAACACACACCUCCAACCCCCCCUCACAACCUGAAGACUCCACAGCCUGGGACUCCUUCCAGUCUUCUGACAGCAUAGACGCAGACAUCCCAGCAGCACCCUGCCUCCUCCUGAGUCCGGACCCCACCUCCCUCUCUCUCCCCCUCUCCUCCGGCUCCACCCCCGGUAACUCCGCCCUGGACGAGCUGGACCUGCUGGGGAAAACGCUGAUGCAGCAGUCCCUGCCUCCAGAGGGCCUGCAGGUCAAAUGGGACAAGCAGCAGUGCAAACCCACUCUGAGAGAUCUGCAGAGCAAGUCCGGCUGCAGCAUCACCCCCACCCCCAUCCCCAUCCCGACCUUCGCCGCAGACUCCCCCGCUCCUCUGCUCAGCUCUCAGCCCAGCCUCGCAGCCUCAUUGCUGGACAUGUCCCCGACCCACAGCGAGAGUCCCGCUGCAGAGGUCUCGCUGACGGAUGUUUUUGUACCGCUAGAAUCCAUUAAACCCAGUAGUCUGUUACCUGUGACUGUGUUUGACGGACACAGUCUGCGGGUUCUCUUCCACUUCGCUCGAGACUCGCCUCCCUGCCGCCCCGAUGUGCUGGUGGUGAUCAUCUCCAUGCUGUCGUCCGCUCCGGUCCCCGUCACCAACAUUCACUUCCGGACUGCAGCUCCAAAGUCUAUGGCGGUGAAGCUGCAGCCUCCGUCAGGAACAGAGCUCCAGGCUUUCAACCCCAUCCUCCCCCCUGCUGCCGUCACACAGAUCCUGCUGCUGGCAAACCCAAGCAAGGAGAAGGUGCAGCUGCAGUACACACUCACCUUCACCAUGGGGGAGCAGCAGCACAGUGAGGCCGGCGCUGUAGAACAGUUUCCUCCCGCAGAGACGUGGGGGAACCUAUAGCAUUCAGACUCAAAACACAACCUGAGAGACUUUCUGACUCCGCCUCCUUCCAACUCGACACUCACCAUACGCUCGAUUUUCCUUUUCUAAAACACACUCUUUUGUGUGUGUGUGUGUGUGUGUGUGUGUGUGUGGAUGGAUCCCCCUCAAAGUCGUGCAGUCUCUUUUUCUUUUUUUAAAGACGGUGCUACGAAGGAAGAAGAAAACAUCAAACUUGUGCCCUUAUGUUUUCCACUUGCAGCAGUCUCAAUCGCCCACCCAGAGAGAACGGACGUUACAUACAUGCGGCUCAUGUACUUCUUGUAGUGUGUAUUUGUGGAGUCUACUUUUUGAUUUGCACAGAAUGAUUUUUGAUUGUAUACGGUUUCCUUUCUUCAACGAUCAUAUUUUACUGUAACAUCCGCCAUACGUGCCUCUUUUCCCGUUGUAAUUUGAACUUUUACUGCGUUUAGUUUCUCAUGUUACACAUCACAUCCAGAUAACCUGAAACUCUUAAUAUAUUCAGAACAUCUUUUUUAGUAGUUGCAUUAAAUAGUUUCUUUAGCGUGUAAUUUAAGCAUUUAUUAUUUAAGCAUUUAUCGGGUGAAUAUCACUAAAGGUGAGAUGAAGCCGGAUGUUUUACAGACUGUGAUGCAUGAACACUUCUUCCUCCUUCUCCUGGCUCUCAUCCACAUUCCUCCACACUACUCUCUGAUGAUGCGACCGCUCUGUAAAUACCACUGACGGCGGUCCUGUUGUGUACAUUUGACUCGUGAGAGCAUAACACUGGUAAAAUAUUCCAAAUGGGUAAUAAAGUUUUUUUUCUUGGUGA
Molecule: messenger RNA, 2896 nt
Organism: Eleginops maclovinus (Patagonian blennie)
Lineage: Eukaryota; Metazoa; Chordata; Actinopteri; Perciformes; Eleginopidae
Product: ADP-ribosylation factor-binding protein GGA1-like
Exons: 18
Coding region: 10-2085 (691 amino acids)
Biological process (GO): Golgi to plasma membrane transport; protein localization to cell surface; intracellular protein transport
Cellular component (GO): trans-Golgi network
Molecular function (GO): phosphatidylinositol binding; small GTPase binding; ubiquitin binding
Source: RefSeq, a predicted model, not a curated record